AGCUGUUCCUUCUUUCUCCCUUUUGUUUGCCUAUAUUUACUGGCAACAACUCCUGCUUCUCUCUCUAGGCUGCGUUGAAUACGAAAACCUGUCUCUCGACUUACCCUAAAUCAUGCUCCAGGAACUGUAAAAUUGAGAAAGUCAAUACAGUCACGUCUCUCUUGGACAUUUUCAUGCCAUAUCUUUAGUAAGGCAUAUGGUAUUUUGGCAGCAACAGCAAUUUGAAGUCUGGCAUGAUAUUCCCUGUUGCCCCCGUUGCAUCAGAUACGACAAAGGUGGAUCUGUGACAUUGAUGUCCCAUUCAUAUGAUUUCUGCAUGUACUGUGAGAGGACAUCUGACAUUUUGAUUGUGUUUUGUGUUUCUUAUCUAAUGGCAAAAAUGCAAGUCAGAUAUAAAUUUCAGUGUUAAAUGGUCUUUCAGAGCUUUUAAUUUUACUAAUUUGAGUAUGUUGAUUCUUGACCAUUCUUGCACGACAUUUGAGCAAGUUGUACAUUCUGUGUCCCUGUACAUGAAGUCCCUACUUAAAAAAGCCAGGUUACAAAGGAUUGUUUUGAAAUUUUCCAAAAUGGUGGAAAGAGACGCACAAUACAGGCGCAUAUCGGUUAACUUUCUCGUGAAUUUAAACCGAAAAAAUAUGUACUUUUGUACUGCUGAGGAACUGAAUUUCUACACAAGGAAAACAGUGAAAUACGCCUAAAGAAACUGCGACAACAGGAGAAGGUUUUGCGAGAUCGUGGAAGCACGAUUCCUUUCUAGGAGGCUUAACAUCGUACAUUUCAAGGGAGGAUGUUUUGGACAAAUACAGGAUAUUGGAAUGAAGGAUAGAACACAAAAUAGUCCCAUUACGCGGCGGUAUAAAUGCACUUGGAACUUCAAUGGAGGUCUGGUCGUUUCUUUCAUUGGCAUUUUGGUAUCGAUAUCUGCCAAAUACUCUGGAAAAUAAUACGAGAUCGGGGAAAUAACCAUAGCACCUCCAGAUUCCCGCACUCAAGUCUACCGACUGUUUUACAUGCUGUCAUCAUGCUGCACUACCACAGCUGUAUAUGGCAAGACCAUGGUUUUGAUCCUUCAUAUCUUACCAGUUGCCACAAUUCGGUUUAUUGGCUUCAACUUGUGAUACUACCCCAUGUCCAACAACUCCUUCAUAGUGAGAGAGAUAUUUUAUGCAGUCAGCUAGACUCAUGGCUCAUGGACUCAUGGCUCAUGGACUCAUGGAAGGAGAGCUGGUUGGCUAAUAAUGAGCCCCCCUCAGUCUGGUUUAGAUACUUGGAUGACACUCUCCAUAUUCGACAGUAAAGACACCGCUUCCAGAUUUCUACAUUUUCUUAACAGCAGACUUCUCAACAUCAAAUUCACCACGGAACUUGAAGAGAACCGAGAGAUUCCAUUCUUGGAUGUCUGUAUCAAGCGUGAUCACAACACAAUUUCAACUACUGUACACCACAAAAAGACUUUCACCGGUCUCUACACCAAGUGGGACUCCUUUACUCCCAGAAAGUAUAAGAUCAAUCUAAUCGGAACACUUACCUAUCGUUGCUUACGCAUCAGUUCAGAGUCCACUUUAUUGCAGUCGACUCUAUCUGAUCUGAAGAAUUCCUUGCUUCAAAAUGGUUAUCCGAUAGACAUAAUUAACUAUAACGUUAAUGAUGUAUUGACCAAACAUAAGGACAGGCCUUCAGAACAUACUCUCACAGUUCCCAAGAAAGAUGUAAUUCUUGUUUUACCUUAUUUAGGUUUCCAUAGUGAUGCUCUUACACGCCAAUUAAAAUCUUGUGCCAAUAGGUUUUAUCGUCUCAUCAUCCUCAGGGUUAUUUUUCAGAACACUUGCAAAGUCUUUCUUUUUCCUUACAAAGAUCGUUUCAACCGCUCACAGAAAUCAAAGAUUGUCUACAAAGCCAGUUUCUCUUGGCUGGGACUGUGAUGCUUUCUAUAUUGGUAAAACCAAAAGAAGAUUGCAUGACAGAAAGACGGAGCACUUCAAAGCUCUCACUAAACUUGGUCACGCUUCCGCUGUUGCUGAUCAUUCAACUUCUACUGCUCAGAACAUUAAAUGGGACUUCGAGAUCCUAACAAGUAGGCAAUGUGAUUUAUAGUGUAAAAUCCAGGACACAUUGUUAAUACGGGACUUAAAACUCGCCCUAAAUGAAAACGUCGGUAGUGAAAAACUCUUUCUUUAUUAAUUCACACCGGAUGUAGUUUCUUUUGUUCAUUGUUGUCUAGCUAGUUACCAAUAACCCGCUUUAAUUUUAGUCUUUUUAAAUUCUGUCAUAUUUUGUAACCGUCACUUCUGAAGAUGUGUGUUGUAACAUGCAAAACGUCAAGUUGAAUAUACCAUGCGUAAUCUAUUUGUUA
Orbicella faveolata is the source of this 2353-nucleotide messenger RNA. RefSeq lists its product as uncharacterized. The record is from RefSeq and is a predicted model, not a curated record. NCBI's taxonomy places the organism in Eukaryota, Metazoa, Cnidaria, Anthozoa, Scleractinia, Merulinidae.